AUGUCACCCGCGUCCAAGCUUCCUAGAGCCACCCUCGCUCAAAAGAUCCAAGUGCUUGACUUUUAUCACCUGUCAAAACGACCUCAGCUGGAAACAGUAGAUAAGUUCAAGGAUGAGUUUUCUAUAUCCACGUCAUCCCUAAGUGAAUGGCUCAAGAUUGAGAAAGAACUAAGACUGCGAAUGAAUAGUGAUGGUGCCCCAUUCCUCAAGAAUAGUAAACGAAGAGCCAGGUUUAAAUACGAGAGGAUCAAUCAGGCCAUGGACUUGUUAGUUAAACGAAGAUUAGAAAGAAAUGAACCGAUAACUGAACCUAUUUUACGAGAACAUUGGGCAAUUUACGCGCACCAAUAUGGGGUCGAUAAUCCCAAAAGAUUAAAUAAUUUUAGUCAUGGAUGGUUAAGCCAGUUUAAAAAAAGGCAUGGACUUAGCAAGAAAAGACUAGGUCGAGGACCCCUGAAGGGAGAAAACACCACUGUCUCUAGUUCAAAUACUGCCCUGACAUCAGCUGCAGAAGCCGGGGAUCCUGAAGAAGUCAAUGAUACUUCUUUUCCUGCAUUAUCAACCUCAGAAGAUGCUGAGAAUUAUGACCCACAAUUUAUGGGUAUUCCCGAGUCUGAAACUGGAAAUGGUGGUACUAACAAAGACCAACAUUCUCCCUCUGUAGUGGUGGAAGAAGCCAGAAUUAGUUCGGAGCCAACAAGAGAAAGAUCACGAUCUAGAAGUAAUAAGCGGACCAACAAUUAUUCCAACAAUAACAGCAACAUUGAACAAGUAACUUAUGACUUGAUGGCAGCUGCACCUCGAACAACUACCGACUCAAACAAUUCCGCACCUAGAAACCAGUUCCAACCUCAAGAAGGAUUAAGUUUCACCAAUACUGCUGCUUCAGUUGGUCUCUCAAGUUUUGGAAUGUACAAUGAUGGAAAGAAUCAGGUCAUGCAUCUGACUCAUCAAAAACAAAAGCACUCCCAACAUCACCAACAACAUUCAUCUAGUCUGCGAGUUUCUUCUUCAACUGAAUCCGAAUAUCUUAGCCACAAUCAAACACAUCUUCUACAACAGCAACAGCUAAAAAAACAAGCCCAACAGAUGCAACUACAACAGCAACAGCAGAAACAACAGCAACAACAACAACAACACCGGGACCAACAAUAUAGUGAUAGUAAUCUUGAAUAUCAACAGAAAAUCUUUGAGAAACAAAGGCAACAGUAUGAACAAGCAAGGGGCACCCCUUCUAGCACCACUUCUACUAGUCAUAGAACUGGGAUUCAAACUUAUGAGGGAGUUAAUAGCAAUUCACGUGCUUCUCCUAGUCAACAACAGCAUUCUAAUUCAAGUACACCUAGACCUGAAAGUAUCAGUGAUUUGAAUAGAGCUAUUAAUGCCUCCGACAUUGAAAGAUUUAUUUAUGUUUUUGCAGAUCGAUUUUUCCAUGUUCAUCAAUAUGAAUAUCCUCAGACUGUGAAGAUUUUUCAAGAUUUCAAAGAUUCAUUCUUCAAUGAACGGAUUAUAAAUAUGCGAUCUGGCCAGCAAGGGUCGACAGGACAACAGCAGUCGCAACAACAACCAUCGCAGCCACAACAACAACCGCUGCAACCACCACCACCACCACCACAACAACAACAACAACAACAACAGUCGCAGUCACUUCCACCAACCCAGCAACAUCACCACACAAUGCAACUGCUUCAUUCUUCGCACCAUCAUCAACAAAAACACUCACAACAGCAUGUACAACAGAAUUCAAGACUCUCACCGUCAUCACAAUCCAUGUUGCAGUCUCCAGUUCCUAUGGGUGUAGCUAUACAAAACAAUUUACAGCAUUUACAAACCCAUAGUGCACCGUUGAUGGUUCCAACCGCAAUGAAACUGCUGCACCAUAGGCAACAGAAGCUCCAUCGUCAACAAGCUCCGACGUUACCUACACCAUCUGGUAGUCAAGUUUCGCAACCAGAACAAAGAAUUUCUCAGAUUUUGAACCAGCCAACCAUGGAUGAUUUGCAAUUGCGACAGGAUGGGCAGUUGCAACAACAGGAGCGACACCAACGUCAACAACAACAACAACAACAACAACAGCAGCAACAGCAGCAACAGCAACAGCAACAACAGCAACAACAUCAACAACUUCAACAACAGCAACAGCAACAACAACAGCAACAACAGAUCAAUGAGUUAUUUAUGCGAUCAAUCACCGGGCAAGGAUCUAUGAUGCAAACCUCAAACCAGGGUCAAAAUCAGAUAAAUGAUGGUAUUUUAACAAGGGUAACGCGAAGUUCAAGUAAGCUACUGGGGCCCAGAGGCGGGAUGAAUAAGAGAUGGAACGAAGAAAGGUGA
Spathaspora passalidarum NRRL Y-27907 is the source of this 2334-nucleotide messenger RNA. RefSeq lists its product as uncharacterized. The record is from RefSeq and is a predicted model, not a curated record. Lineage: Eukaryota; Fungi; Ascomycota; Pichiomycetes; Serinales; Debaryomycetaceae. The coding region runs from base 1 to 2334 and encodes 777 amino acids. The transcript has a single exon.